AUGCCACCAUCACAACCAUCACCCCAACAACCUUCUCAACCACCCCAUUUUAUUACAAAAACAUUUGAAUGUGAAUUAUUUAUAAUAGAUCAAGCUAAUAAAGCUUAUGAAAAUGAAAAUAGUUUUGAAUAUUUUCAAGCUAAAACUAUACUUUUAAAUGCUCUUGCCAAUACUUUUGAAGGUUCUUCUCUACGCGAUAUGAAUCCAACCAUUUCUUUGGAAAGAUUAGAGAAUAGGUAG
This is a messenger RNA of Meloidogyne enterolobii, 240 nucleotides long. Lineage: Eukaryota; Metazoa; Nematoda; Chromadorea; Rhabditida; Meloidogynidae. The record is from the annotation of a GenBank genome assembly.